AUGCCGAAUCCCGCCGCUCACCUCCCGUUCUACUAUGGAAGCAUCUCCCGCUCAGACGCAGAGGAGUACCUCAAAUUGGCUGGGAUGUCUGACGGCCUCUUCUUGCUGCGCCAGUGCCUCCGAAGUCUGGGGGGCUACGUCCUGUCCCUGGUCCACAACCUCCAGUUUUACCAUUACCCCAUCGAGCGCCAGUUGAAUGGCACCUAUGCCAUUGCUGGAGGCAAAGCACACUGUGGCCCCGAGGAGCUGUGUGAAUUCUAUUUCAAAGACGCCGACGGCCUUUGCUCCACGCUCCGGAAAAUGUGCAACCGUCCCAGCGGGGUAGAACCCCAACCCGGGAUCUUUGACAACAUCCAGGAUAACAUGGUGCGAGAAUAUAUCCAGCAGACGUGGAAGCUGGAG
This is a messenger RNA of Sphaerodactylus townsendi, 402 nucleotides long. RefSeq names its product tyrosine-protein kinase ZAP-70-like. NCBI's taxonomy places the organism in Eukaryota, Metazoa, Chordata, Lepidosauria, Squamata, Sphaerodactylidae. Gene Ontology annotation, molecular function: non-membrane spanning protein tyrosine kinase activity. The record is from RefSeq and is a predicted model, not a curated record. The annotation marks the transcript as partial. The transcript has a single exon.